GUGGGGGAGGCAGUGAGACAGAGCUGGAGGGGCUCCCAGGGGCCCAUGGGGGGUGUCAAUAGGCCCUGCUCGUGUGGCUAGCAGUGGGCAGGCACAGUUACAGGGAAGCAGACUCUCCUGUCCAUCUAGCACCAUGCCUGGUCAGUGCUGUGGCCCCUGAGACAUGAAGGGGCCCAUGGUAAUACCACCUUGGAUUUCCUGAUCUGAUGCCCCUCGCAGCCAGCAGAGCCCUGGAAGGCCGGUGAGAGCCGCACUGGGUCACCAUGGCCUACCAUAGCGAGCUGGAGCGUGAAUCCACGUUGCCAGACCCCGAAUGCGCACCUACCAUGGUAAAAAUGGCCUUCCGCAAAGCGUACUCCAUCAAGGACAAGCUCGAAGCCAUAGACCGGGUGAAAAAUGGAGAGCGCCAAGCUAGUGUGUCCAGGGAUUUUGGGGUGCCAGGGGGAACCCUGCGGGGUUGGCUCAAAGAUGAACAGAAACUUAGAUGGUUCCUGGACCAGCUUGGUGGGGACGUGGGCACACAACGGAAAAAGAUGCGACUAGCCAAUGAGGAGGAGAUUGAUAGGGCUGUGUAUACAUGGUUUAUCACCCUAAGACAACAAGGCAUCCCCCUCUCCGGACCCAUCAUUCAGGCACAGGCGGAAACCUUUGCAAAGCAGAUCUAUGGGGCGGAGUGCACUUUCAAGGCCAGUCAUGGCUGGUUCUGGCGGUGGCAGAAGAGACAUGGUAUAUCCAGUCAGCGGAUUUAUGGUGAAUCAGAAGUGAGGCCACAGGACAUUGACACAGUUAUAGUCUACCCAGAGCAACCAAAAACACCGUCCACGGAUGGUGGCUAUGGAGAUGAACAGAUAUACAAUGCAAACAUCACCGGACUGUACUGGAGGUUACUGCCAGACCAAACCCGGGAGCUGGUCUUGGCCAAGCUGCCCAAUGGUUACAAGAAGGUGAAGGACCAUGUCACCAUACUCUUGGCAGCCAACCUUACAGGAAGCCAUAAACUGAAACCAUUGGUGGUUGGGAAGUUACAAGCCCCACCAAGUCUUCUUCACCACAAGUUCUUGGCAGCCUAUAGGUACUCUAAGAAUGGUUUGAUGACCCCAGAGCUACUACAAGAGUGGUUUUUGGAGGAUUUUGUCCCUAGUGUAAAAGGUUACCUGAGGAGUUGUUGUCUACAGCAAAAAGCAGUUCUGUUGGUUAACCAGUGUCCUACCAAGCCAACGGAUGGUGAACUACGGAGCCCAGAUGGCAAUAUUAGAGUGUUGUUCCUCUCCAACUCUUCUAGGAACAAGAUCCCUUCUAUGGACCAAGGAAUCUUAUCCUCCUUUAAGCAACUUUAUAAACGUGAGCUUCUGAAGUUGGUGGUGUCCUGCGACAGCAUCCCAUCAGAGUUUUUAAAUUCUUUCCUGCUCAAAGAUAUGAUCUACCUAGUUGGCCAGUCGUGGAACAUGAUUCAGGCUGGAAAUAUAGAGAAGUGUUGGCUUUUCGGUCUCAGGGCUGCUUUUGAAAGCAGUGCUAGUAUAGAGUCAGAUGGGGAGGAGUAUAGCAAGGUUUUCUCAGACUUAAUCCAUCUUGCAUCACUAGCGUACAGUCGCAUGGCCCCAGAGGAUAUCGCAGAAUGGGUACAUCUGGAUGACUCCGCAGCGGUUAUGGAUGAAUGCUCACAUGACAGAACUGCAGACUCCAUCACUACCUUCGUUGUACCAGAGGGCAACGUGGCGGAUGGAAGAAUCAGUGAAGAUGAGAGACUAGGAAUUCCCCUUCCAUCUGCCUCUGAAGCAGUCACGGGCCUGGAGACAGCUUUGCGCUGGUUGGAAACACAAGACCCCCAGAAAGUUGGCCCCUUAAAAUUAGUCCAGUUGCAUUCCCUGAUUUGCACUGCUCAUAGACUUAAACAGGCACCAUUUCAGACCAAAUCUACCAGCUGUAACGGGAGCUCGUGGUGCAAAUUUAAGUAGCAAGGCAGACUUUUACAAAGGAACGGUAGGGAUAUCCACUGCACCAGGAAUUCACCAGGGAAGUGUAUGGUUAAACCAAAAUAACAGGUUUGAAGAUUUGGUUUCCCAGUUAGGCUUCUCCAGCCUAAAAUGACAAAUUCCCAGUUUAGUUAAUAAUCCGGUAGGUGUUGUGUCACUGCACACUAUAUAUAUAUAUAUAUUUAUAUACACGCACACAGCGUGGCGCUGUCUGAGGCUGGGCUGUACAGGGGGUGCCAGCACCCGAUCUCGCACAUAUGUGACACCUAUGAAUAAGGACUGUCCCAAUGAUAUAUUGGGGAUUAUUCACUAAAUAGACUUACAAAUGUUGUUUUCCCUUCUCCAAUCCUGCUGUCUUGGCAAGGUUACCAGAAAACACUGACUAGUGAACAGACCCACCUGUUCAAUAAAAGGUAGCCAUAACUCUUUGUAAGCAGGUUUUCCUUUCUUAUGCUCCCUAAAGAUUUGGGUGUAUAGAUUAUACCCCUGCAGUCUCACUGCUUAAUUCUCUGCCAUUUAGGCAUUAAAUCACUUUCGUUUCUGUUUUUGAAGCUCUAGCCACACUUCCCCUGGCUGUGACAGACACUUUCAAUCAGAUGUUAAUUUCAAGUUUUUAUCUCCUGCUCUGUAAAUUGAACUUUAAUUACAUACAGGAGGCUUUUGCAGGGUCUAGCAAGCUUUUAACAAAGCAGGAGAUAAUAAAUUAGACAUAAUUUGCAAUAAAGGAAGUGUAAACAUUAGAUGACCCUUUACAGGAAGUAUUUAGGAAGGCUGUGCAAGUCACAUGCAGGGAGGAGUGCCUAUAGCUGCAUAAACAAAGUGAUUUAUCUCCUAAAUGGCAGAGACCUGAGCAGUUAGACUGCAGGGGCAGGAUAUGUACACAACAGCUUCAUUAAGCUAAAGAUGUUUUUGUGCCUAUCGUGUCCCUUUAAUAGAGUUGAUCAUCUCGUCUCCCCUCUUUACUGCCUUGCAUUUCACAGGUAGUAAUCCAGAGAGGUUUCCUACUUACACAACACACCCUCUAUAUCAGGUGUCCAAGCUUUGCCCCGGCGGCUGGAAAUGAAUUAUAAUAAAUAUAAGGCAAUAACAUAGGGCAAAGGCUGGACACCUGUGAUCGUGUUGUAAAGAAAGACCUGUUAUGACUUUGGGUCUCAGCAUCCUUUUGUGUACUUACCACUCGUUACAGUGAGCAGGUAGCGCUGUUCGUGCACAAGUGUGCGGUUUAACCCUUUCAGCACUUGUUGCAUGCCACGUUGCUGUCUGCUGAGAGGGUUAACACAUAAUGUAAACCACGUAUUUCUGGGUUUUUCACAAAAGCGUAAAUUGUUAGGGAUUCAAAGGGAAUUUUUAAAUCUUAAGCCAAAAUAGCCAAACAUUACAAAUUCUCCACAACAGCUAUGUAUCCAGUUCGGCUUGUUUGGUCUAAAAUUUGAGAUUCAAUUUAAAUGAUAAAAGUGCACACUUUAGUGAAUGAUCCUGUGUAUGUGUAAGCACAGACUGAAAUGUCGAGUAGAUUUGUCCGACCCACCUGUGGUAGGUACUGCUAUUCUAGUUUUGUGCUUUAUCAAUAAAACACAUUUGGACCUUUUGCUGUAAUUCCUUUGAAAACCAAUAGGACGGGAUGGGCAGUAAUAUAGAAAUGUGGGUUUAUUCCCUAAAAACUGGAGUUUUAGUAAGUAACAGAUAAUGGAAUUGCAGAUUUAGGCCACAAUAGCCACAUUGAAGGAAUUUUUAAAAAUUUAUUUCCAGGUCACUAGA
Pelobates fuscus (common spadefoot toad) is the source of this 3731-nucleotide messenger RNA. It is a transcript of the gene TIGD5, whose product is annotated as tigger transposable element derived 5. Lineage: Eukaryota; Metazoa; Chordata; Amphibia; Anura; Pelobatidae. Gene Ontology annotation, cellular component: nucleus. Gene Ontology annotation, molecular function: DNA binding. Bases 264 to 1955 code for a protein of 563 amino acids. The transcript has a single exon. The record is from RefSeq and is a predicted model, not a curated record.